AUGAGGUUAUGGAUGAUGAUGAAGUUGAAAAAGACACAAUAUCAAAAUGCCAGAACUUUUGCCACCAUCGUCAAUCCGGGCGACACCGACAACGCCGACGGCCCGGAAUUUAGUCCGACGGCCAUACAACCGCAACCUAUGGAACAAAUUGUCAUGACACCAAGGCCUCGUAGAGAAGGGGCAACAGUUUUGCUAGUUGAACGCAAAAUGGCGAAUAAUAAUAGUAGAGUGCAUAUUGCUGGAGGCGAUCACACUGGAAUUGUUAUAAACAAAGAUGCAAUUAAUGAUCAAGUUGGUCCAAUCCUCCCAGCAACAUUAUCCUUAGAAUUCCGAGUAUUCCUGGUAAAUGCAACCAGUGGCAGUCAUUCCAGAGAAUCCAGAAUUUUAAGAUUCUGGUUCAAACCAUCUUUACCAGAAUUCGAACACGCACAAAUUGCCCAAGAAUUCUUUAGGGAGCUGGUCAGCCCUCAGGAAUUUCCUCGAGAUUACGUUGGUUUUAUUAAGAAAAUUAUGAAGUUACUACAGCAUAGUUUUAAGGAUAUAAGUGCUGUCGAGGUGGAACUUAGGCAAUUGGAUGAUUCUGCACCUUUGCCUGCCAGACCAUUGUCUUCAGAUGAUAGUAUGCUUGUUGUGCAAAUUACAGUCGACAAAGUGUUAGAAUUGAUAGAAUCUGCAUAUCCAAAUCCAAUAACUAUACAGGACAUUGCUGCAGAGAAUAAUUGGGAUGAGAACGACGUGGCCGAUUGUUUGAGACAAUUGCAGGAACAAGGGCUGGUUAAGGCGAUGGAAUUGGAUUCUUAUACCAGAGUUCAACAUCAGGACACCCAAAUACAGGUUGUCAAACAAAUGCCAACGAUAGCCUCAAAUCAGCAGCCAACAAUAGCAGUGGUGACUGCCAAUUAUUGUGAAAAAUUGGCAGUCGAUGCCAUGUUGGACAACAAAGAGACGUUUGUACGAUACACAACUGUGGGUGAAUCGAAUGUAUACACUUUAGGAAAUAUUGGAAGGCACAAAAUCGUGUCAACUAAAUUACCAGCAGUAGGUCAUACCAGAGAGGCUUUGACUGCUGCUGGUAAUACCACGACCAGACUUUUGGGGACUUUCCAAAAGGUGGAAUAUGUCAUUCUGGUUGGUGUAGCUGGUGGUGUACCACAUUAUACCGAUUAUGGAAAACAUGUUCGUUUGGGAGAUGUCGUGGUAUCUGCUACUUCUUCACAAAGACCAUAUGUCUACGUCUAUCACUCUGACAAUCCAGCAGAAACGAAAACAUACAAACCCAAUGACAUGAUUCUCGAGGAUAUUAUAAGAGAACUGCACGCCACUGCCGAAAUCAGUGGUUACAUGACACCAUGGUCAAGGUACAUGGAGCAGGCUCAGAGACUGUUUGACAUCCCGAGGAGAGCAGCAGGUUUCGAUAGACCUCCUGCAGAUACUGAUAAACUUUAUAUGAGUAUAGGUGAGAGGGAUGUUAUCGAGGUGGAGCAUCCUGCUGAUCCUACCAGACUGAGUGCUGAAGGUUUAGGACAACCCCGACUGCAUUUAGGAGCUGUCUGCUGUGGUCGUGCAGCAGCCAGAGGCAACGAAGUCUCUCGAAGCCAGGCUGUGGCCAAACAUGGAGCCCUGGCCUUCGACAUGGACAUGGAUGCAGUCGUUGAAAGCGUUAUAGGAAACUGCAGGGACAGUUUUAUUUGCAUCAGGGGUAUUGCUGAUUACAGAGAUGGUAGUAGAGGCAAAGAAUGGCAGCCUUACGCCUCUUUGGCAGCAGCAAGUGUUAUGAAGGCACUUGUAUGUGCACUGGACGAACGUACACCUAGGUCACCUUAAAUUUAAUACAAAAAAAUAAUUAAUUAUUGAUAUAAUAUUUAGAUGUUUAGGCGUACACUGAUAAAUCAGUGGUUGAAAAAUUUUAGAGCCCAAGGAAAACAUUUUUAAGCCUCGUAUUGACCUAAAAGGUUUGUCUUUAAUUAAUCGAAUCUCCAAAUCUGAGAUACUGGAUUCGGAUCAAGAUAGAAGAGAUAUUCUUAGCUCCAAAAAUAUCUAUAAUUUUUUGUGUCAGUUAUAAACUGAAAUACUAAAUUUUCUUAUUUUUAUCUAAUGCCAGAAGUUCUAUAUUAAUUUUAUUACUAAGUGAUUCUUUUGGGCCUAAUAAUUUUUAAUUAAAAUAUUUAAAUAUUCACGAGGGCC
Molecule: messenger RNA, 2184 nt
Organism: Ctenocephalides felis (cat flea)
Lineage: Eukaryota; Metazoa; Arthropoda; Insecta; Siphonaptera; Pulicidae
Biological process (GO): nucleoside metabolic process
Molecular function (GO): catalytic activity
Source: RefSeq, a predicted model, not a curated record